AUGUCCACAGAGUUGGUAUUUGAUUAUCGACGACAACAUCCGUCAGCACCUUCUUCUACAUCAUCAUCGUCAUCAUCAUCAACAACAACAACUCAAUCAUUAUCAGUUGGCAAUAACAAUAGCAACGCAGUUACCAAUACCACUACAUCUACAGCUCUUCGUUCACUCCCACCAAGAAAUCUCCAUGCAGUGGCUACAGCACGUGUGAUUCAACAACAAGUAACGGCAGCCAAGAUUCGACCCAUCAUUCAGCUAUACCUUCAAUCCAAGGAUCCGAGCGCCAUAGGUGAAAAAACUGUGAUCAUUAUGUCCAGUAAAGUCGCACAAAAGAGCUACGGCACUGAGAAAAGGAAACAAAAAUCGAUUAUGACACCUCCCAAAGUGACCGUAUGCAUUUCCGGCGAAUCUUCUUCACAAACUGGGCAAGUUGAAUGGUAUAGUCAAAUCAAUGCCGCCGUGGUAGGACAAACUGGUUUUCCCCGCCAACAAACUCAAUCAAUGACACCAUCAUCAACAACAACCGCUGAUCUCACCAAUACCAACAAUACACGAUUUAAAAGUCAUUCAAACACGGAAAUAAAAAACAAUGGUGGCGAUUGGUAUCAUAACCCUCGAAUGGAACCUUUAGGUGGAGGUCGAUGUGUAUCCAAACAACUCUAUAUCAAUGAUGCUGAUGAAAAACGAAAACGUGUAGAAUGUUUAGUUAAACUACAAGUUCAUGGACAAUGGAUGGGGACUUUGGCUGGAAAAGGUAUCAAGGUCAUUAGCAAGCCUUCUAAAAAAAGACAAAGUAUCAAAAAUAUGGAAUUAUGCAUUCAUCAUGGAUCUGUUGUCUCUCUUUUUAAUCGCAUUCGAUCCCAGACUGUUUCAACUAAAUACCUUGGUGUAUCCAACGGAAAUGAUUCUCCAUUCGCCUAUCCUGGUCAAUCUCCUACCGAACAAUCGAAAAGUAAUGAUGGAACAUGUUUUGUAGCACGAACAGCCUCUUGGGAUCCAUUUGUUAUAUGGUUAGUCGAUACCUCUCGCCCUCCUGAACAACAAAAAUUCCGUGAUGAGAACACUGUGCCUAAUCAACCUGAAGAUUAUAUUGGUCAUCGUGCAUUCAAACCAAGUGUGAAUUAUCCUCCUCCUCCUGCUAUCGCUCUUCGAAAUACAACGCAACAACCAUUAGCUAUUCAUUAUAAUCAACAUAUUGUUUUACAAUGUUUGACUACAGGUUUAGUCAGUCCUGUCAUGAUUAUUCGAAAAGUGGACAAAGCUUCAACAGUAGUUGGUGGUGCUCGUUGCUUGGAUGAACCUCUUCUUGCCAAUGGUGGUGAAUAUGGUGAUGAAAUGCUUGGUGAUCCCGUCUCUCAGUUACACAAGAUUGCCCUUCAAAUUGUUCACGAUCCGUCUCAGACUUCAAAUCAGCAACGUAUGUUACCACGAUAUACUUCCCCUGUGACUUAUCUGGCUUGUCUGAAUGAUAUGGUUGGGAUGCACAGAUCAUCGGAACAGCGUCAACCUAUUCUCAAGAAUCCUCCUCCACCUCCACCUCAUCAACCUGCUUCAUUUGCUCAAGAAGAAAUCAUCGAAGAAGGGGGCCGUGUCGUACGAAAACGAAAAGUAUCUACAUUUGUCAAUCAACCUCAUCCACCAUCACCAACUGCCAGCGAUAACAACAGUAUGCAAAAUGGUAACUGGGUGAAUCAUCGUGCACGAUCAGUCUCGAUUCCUGAAAAUCAUCAUCGUCGAGUAUCAACAUCAUCGGCUGCCUCAUCAUCAUCAACUUCAUGGAUCAAUGGACCAUUGGGUGGUGCUUAUUGGUAUGAGGAUGUAUCUGAUGCAGCAGUGUGGACUUUGGUAGGAACAGAUAUUGCAAGCUAUACAUUUUUGCCUCCUACUUCAUCUAUGCCGUCAGACAACAACACCUCUCUUGUAUUUCCUCAUCUAUCUCAUUAUUCCGUCAUGCAAGAUGAUGUUCUUCAAUUACAUGGUGACAAUCUGGCUCGAGAUUUGCAAGUUUGGUUAGGGGAUAUCAAGGCACCACAUGUGGAAUACAAAAGUCGCGAACUCGUCAUUUGUCGUUUACCUUCUCGACAGGAACUCAUGGAUUGUACAUUUGUGGAAUCAUACCAAGCACCGAUCUCAUCCACAUCACCCACCAUCUCAUCAAACAAUCUUGUCAAUGCAGCACGUAUCAAGACUCACUACCAAUUGCCGUUAUUGCUGGUCAAGGCGGCUGAUGGCAUUAUACACAAAACCAAUAUCUUUUAUCAAUUCUGA
Molecule: messenger RNA, 2265 nt
Organism: Halteromyces radiatus
Lineage: Eukaryota; Fungi; Mucoromycota; Mucoromycetes; Mucorales; Cunninghamellaceae
Exons: 7
Coding region: 1-2265 (754 amino acids)
Biological process (GO): regulation of transcription by RNA polymerase II
Cellular component (GO): nucleus
Molecular function (GO): DNA-binding transcription activator activity, RNA polymerase II-specific; RNA polymerase II cis-regulatory region sequence-specific DNA binding
Source: RefSeq, a predicted model, not a curated record